Molecule: messenger RNA, 6565 nt
Organism: Vespa velutina
Lineage: Eukaryota; Metazoa; Arthropoda; Insecta; Hymenoptera; Vespidae
Gene: Trim9
Product: E3 ubiquitin-protein ligase TRIM9
Exons: 9
Coding region: 749-2911 (720 amino acids)
Molecular function (GO): zinc ion binding; protein binding
Source: RefSeq, a predicted model, not a curated record
ACUCCGUGUACGGAGUCAGUCAACCCGCCGCCGGCGUCCAGGCAAGACGGUUCUUUCGUGUAGAAUAUUCUUAUCUCACUCAUUCACUUGUCUUCGUGAUAAAGACAGAAAAAGAGGGAGUGGGAGAGAGAGAGAGAGAGAGAGAGAGAGAGAGAGAAAGAAAGAGAGAGAGAGAGAAAGAGGAGAGAAAGAGAAAAAGAACAAUCGUAAAAUAAAAAUCGAAGUAAUCCUUCGAAAUACUAUUUUUUUUGCCAAAACAAGCCAAAUAGAAUUUCGUUCUCUUCGAUAUUCCUAUUAUUCGCGCGCGCACAGAUCGCGAGUGAACUCUCAAAGAGUAAGAAGGAAAGUAAACCCAUAGUCUGAUGCGCUAUACCGUCACCUUCGACCUUUCCUACGGCGAUCCGUGGAACUCGUCGUGGAGAUUUGAGUGCCGUGUGAGUGCGUCGUCGUAACGAUGACGAUGACGCGAACGGACGCGCGUUUCCGCGUAUAGCCGAGCGGCGCGCCGCUCAUAAAAGAGAAGAUCAAAAAAAAAAAAAACAGAGAAAAGGAAAAGAAAACAAACUGAAAAAAAAACUUUCCUCUUUGUCCUUGAAAUUUAUAUUUUGAACUCGUCUAUUAAAUCGAUUCUCUAACGGCUACCUGUAAUAAAAUAACAUUUGAUUGUUCGAAAAUAAUUUUGAAAAAUCAAAAAAUUUAAACAACUUUCGUUGAAAGGAGGAAAAAGAAAAGAAACAAAAGGAAGAAAAUGGAGGACGAAUUGAGAUGUCCUUGUUGCAAAGAACUAUUCACGGAGCCAGUUUUGUUGCCCUGUUGGCACGCUCUGUGUCUCUCGUGCGCUGUUAAUCUUCAAGCACCACCCGACUCACCACCCGAAUCGACAACAGACUCCUCAAAUGCUCCUUGCUCCGAUCAAGAAGCCGACAAAUUGUCAAUACUCUCGGAAACGGAUUCGGGCGUCGUCUGCGGUAGUACUUCGACUAGUUCACGACCUGGAAGUUACGUUGGUACACCCGGGAACGGUGGUUUCCCACCAUCCGGAGGAACCCUUUGUCUAUCUUGUCCUGUAUGUCGUAAAACGGUCUACUUCGACGAGGGUGGUGCUCAUAAUUUGCCCAAGUAUAGGGCUAUGCAACGUAUCGUUGAAAAGUAUCAAGAAUCGAGGAACGCAAGAAUGCAAUGCCAGAUGUGCGAGGGCGAACCCCGUGAAGCUACCGUCGCUUGCGAGCAAUGCGAGGUACUGUACUGCGACGCCUGCAGAGAAUCUUGUCAUCCAAAACGUGGUCCCUUGGCGACUCACAAUCUUGGACCACCGCGAGGCAGCUGGCAAUCUAGCAGUGGCAAAGGUUCUCGUGGAUCUGAAGGUACUCCAGUUUGCAACGAUCAUAAUGGCGAGGCCGUUUCUCUCUAUUGUGCACUCUGCAAAAUCGCAAUUUGUGGGCUUUGCCUUCGAGAUCGACACGCUGCUCAUCCACAUGAUGUUCUGCCAUUAGCAGCCGCCUGCAAAGCACAAAAGACGGAGCUAUCGCAAAAUUUACAACAGCUAUCAGAGCGUGCUCGUUCCACGACGGAAUUCAUUCAGAGGCUCAAAGGAAUGACAGACAAAGUACAUGAGGAAUGCGUGGCAUUGGAAGAAGAAGUGGAAGACCGUGUUGCAAAUUUGGUGAAUCUUCUCCAAGCAAGAAAAUCACGAUUGAUCGAAGCUGCGCGACAAACUCGUGAAGCCAGGGUUCGUUCAUUGAGGGAUCAAGUCACGAGAUGUGCAACUCACCUUCAAGCAACGACGGCACUUUUAACAUUUUGUAUUGAGGCUUUGAAGGAGACAGACAGUGCAGCUUUUCUCCAAAUAGGCGGAAUGUUAUCCGUUAGAGCUGCCAAUGCUGCAGGUUCUUGGGGUGGUGCCGAGGGUGUCCAAGAGAUCGCUCGUCUUCCUCUUCUUGAUCUUACCCUCGAUGAUAAACCUUUAAGACGAGCUAUCGAUCAACUAACCUUCGUUCAACUCAAACCUUCCGAAGGAGAAGAACGAUAUCCUACGGCAGCACCUGGAGCACCUUUAUUGAUUCCGGAGGAAUGCAGUGCCGAAAACAACAGCGUUACAGUCGCUUGGCAGCCACCUCCUGGACACGGAGUUAUGGGUUGUGCCGGUCAAAGAGGUCCAGCCAUCGAAGGAUACCUUCUCGAACUUGAUGACGGCUGUGGAGGAGAGUUUCGGGAAGUGUACUGCGGACGAGAGACCAUCUGCACCGUCGACGGGCUGCACUUCAACUCGUUGUACAACGCAAGGGUGAGGGCAUUCAACAGCGCCGGAGAGGGCGAAUACUCCGAGCUGAUCGGCCUUCAGACCGCGGAGGUGGCGUGGUUCUCGUGGGCUACCGGUGCUACUGGGAUACCGCAGGAAGUUUCGAUUUCCGAGGACGCAAUGAGCGCAUCCUGCGAGGGUUACGAGCAUCGUGUGGUUCUCUCUAGCGUUGGAUUUUCUAGAGGCGUACAUUACUGGGAGCUGACCAUCGAUCGAUAUCACAGUGACACCGAUCCUGCCUUCGGCAUCGCUAGAGCUGACGUCGUACGUGAUCAAAUGCUUGGUAAAGACGACAAGGGCUGGAGCAUGUACAUAGACCGUCAACGAUCCUGGUUCAUGCAUGGUGGUGGUCACGCUCAGAGAACGGAGGGUGGUGUGCAACAAGGCUCGACUGUAGGUGUUCUCUUGGACCUGGAUACUACCCAUACAUUACGUUUCUUCGUAAACGAUCAAGCCCAAGGUGGUGUGGCUUUUCGUGAUCUCUAUGGUGUCUUCUAUCCAGCCGUCAGUCUUAAUCGUGGUGUCACAGUCACUUUACACACUGCUUUGGACGUACCUCGACAUUUACUGGCACCUCACGACGAUUACCUUGGCGAUAUCGUCCAAAGCUAGGGGUACCUAAAUGUUCUGAAGAAGAGCUUGUUCCAAGAAAUGGCUUCGGCCGUUCCUUAUAACAUCUUUGAGCGUGGCACCAAGGAUUCGGAUGGUUCUACACAGGUCCAAACGCUCGAGAGUAUCAUCGAAGAAAGCUUCUGCGAAGCUAACUGUGGCUGAUAAACCGAAAUGAUUCCUCGGAGGAUUCAACUUGACUCGCUACGUUAUUUCUCUCGGAAGAGAAAUCGCGCGAAAACUUUUUCGGACCUUCGAUGUGUUCUUCUUCAAGAUCAAUGUUCUCUUAUUAUCUUUUCUUUUUUUUUUCUUCUCUUUUCUUUUUUCUUUUUUUAUUUUUUAUAUCGAGUACGUGCGUCAGAUUUUCUCUCGACGGAUCAAAAAUGGUAGGGAGGAAAGAAACAAUACAGCGCGUAACUUUUAUCUUCGGACCUGGGAGCAAACGAAGUCACGACUUUUUCCGAGGAUUGUCAAAUGUACACGAGUUUGACACGUCGAAUUUCGAAAUUAUUAAUCGCGAAACGUUCGACGAUUUUUCUACCCGGGUCCUAACUUUAUCCAUAUCGAGACGAUUUAUAAAUGUAAUGGUAUGUAUAGACGUUUAAGCUCAAUAAAAAUAUAUGAUAGAGCGUAUUUCGAAAGAAGAGAGAAAGAAGAAUAGCAAAAACUUUCUCAGCUUACGAAUAAAGAUGCGAGUUAUACGUUUUCUAGUCUCCCUAUAGGAUUCACAUCGUCCCUGCCUCAUCGUUGCAUUCUUGUCGUCAUUUUCAAUGAAACGAUAUAUCAUGCGUUCGUAAAAUCGAUGAAACAUCUACAAUGAUUCGCUGAGCCAUGGAAAUUCGAGUUUUUAGAUGGUCCGAUAAAAAACAAAAAGGAAAAAAAAGCUAAAAAAAAAAAAAGAAGAAACCAAAAAAAAAAAAACAAAAAAGCUUUCGACUUGACUUAAAUCUUUUAUCACUUUAAAGCUACCCUCUCGAUUUCGAAGGAAACCAGGAACGAAGAGAAGAACAUUUAGGAUAUAAAACAAUCGAUCAUGCUUUUUUAACGCAUUUUUAACACGUUGAGUACCGUAAGUGAUAAUUGUCUAUCCGAUUUUCAGACAUUUCCGAGAAUGUAAUAAUAAAAAGAUUAAAAUGUGUGUAGUCUGAAAAAGAUGAUAAUACAUUUUCCAGUGUUUUUAUUUCCAUAAACAAAAUUAAAAAGAAAAAAAAGAAAAAAAAAAAAAGAAAAAAAAAAAGAAAAAAGAAUUAGACGUUAUACAUACAUAUCUCUAUAUAUUUAUAUAAAAUCAAUAUGGCAUUCAACGUAUUCACAUGAUUUAAUGAAUGUUUUCGAUAUAAAAUGAUAUAAUUAAAGAAAUAUAAGUACUCUACGAAGCGGAGUAUAAACAUUUAAAGAAAAAAAAAGAAAAGAAAAUCAUACGAAAGAUCAAUAAGAAACUUUCAACAUUCGUUGCAAUCGGCUUCAAUCACGUGUUGUCCCUUUCCUAUAUAUCCUUUUUUUUUAUCAAUUUGUAUAUCAAUGUCUAAGGACGGAAAUAAGAAGCGUAUCGAUCACGGAAUUCGAACGUUUUAACGAUUUUUCAAGAGAAAAAUACAUUCGUGUUUCAUGCGUCUUUGAUAAGGGAGCAUUGUAUAUAGAUGUAUAUAAAAAAGCAUCGAUUAUAUAGCCGAUGAAAAGAGGAAAAAAAAAAAAGAAUUGUAACGUUUUCGACUGUAUUCGACCAAUAAAAUGCAGAAAAAAAAAGAAAUAAAAAAAAUAACAAGGAAUGAAACAUAAGAAACAUCGAUAUAGAGAGAGAAAGAGAGAGAGAUAGAGAGAUAGAGAGAGAGAGAGAGAGAGAGAGAGAGAGAGAGAGAGAAAGACAAAAAGAGAAAGAGAAAAAUAGAGAGAUAGAGAUAAAGAUAGAGAGCAUCUCGAAGCGAAUACAAACUCGAAUGUAUAUGCAUCAUGCUUUCAACCCUUUCUUAGUUUCCAGAUUCUUCUCUCUUUCUUUCUUUCAACCCUUUGCGAAGCCCUAAGUCGCUUCCUGAACCCUUCCAAAAGUUCUCGCCAUCGGUUUCACCGACGUCGGCUGUUGAAGUUCUGGACUAUACCAGAGAGGAGAAUAUAGAGAAAGAGAAAGACAAAGAGAAAGAGAGAAAGAGAGAGAGAGAGAGAGAGAGAGAGAGAGAGAGAGAGAGAGAGAAUUGUAGGGAGAAGUUUCCUUUUCGAUGAUAUCACAGCUGCUUGCAAAAUCGUAUACCUCGAAUUCUUGGGGUGAAGAGGGGUGAAGAGGGAUGAAAGAAAGAAAGAAAAAAAGAAAGAGAGAAAGAGAGAGAAAGAGAAAGAGAUUUGAUUUAUGACGAACGGUUCGCUUUUACUCAGCGCAAUUAGUACGAACAGGUCUUACUUUCUUAACGAUACUGAAUCUUUCUUUCUUUCUCCCUCUUCUUUCUCUCUCUCUCUCUCUCUCUCUCCCUUUUUCUCUCUCUCUCUCUCUCCCUUUCUCUCUCUCUCUCUCUCUCUCUCUCUCUUUCUCUUUCUUUUUGUUUCUACGAGCUUCUCUUUUGCAGAAAUAUCAAGUUUAUUGACUAAAGAAUCUCUCGUUAAAAAGACUGAAAAUCAGAAGUUACUUUCUUUUCUUUUUCCUUUUUUCUUUUUUCUUUUUCUUUUUUUUUUUUUUUUUUUUUUUUUUAAUGUUCUCACAGAACAAAGAUCCUAGAGAUAUUAUAAAGAUUGCAUAGUUUAUUCUAAAAAUAGAAAUUCUCAACGUAGUAAGGCAAAAUGUUUCGAAGAAGAAAAAAGAGAAAGAUAUUAAAAAGCAGGUAUUGAUAUUAAAAAAUAAUAAUUAUUGAAACAUCGAUAUAUCUAUCUAGAUUAUUAUUGCGUUAAUCAAUAAGCAAUGUUGGAAUUUUCAGUGUUUUAUAUUUAAAUAAAUAACACUAAUAUUUUACUGAUAAUUCCGAGAUUACUUAUUGACCAAUCUAAUUAUUAUAUACAAACAAUAUAUAUUAUAUUAUAUAUUUUAUAGAUAUAAAGUACUGAAAAUUUCGAUGCUGAUCAAUCUAAUAAUUUGCAAUAUAACAAAUAACAAUUAUUAUUGAUUCAAUGUACAUACUUGCUUGAAAGCAAUUAAUCGAACAAUUAUUAAAACUUUUAUAAGGAGCAUAUAAACAUCUUUUAAAUUAAUGUAGAAUUUCGAUGUUAAUGAUCGGUACAUGUAAAUAUAAAAAGUAACAUAUAGUUACAAAUUUUAAGUUCAAAAAUUUUUCUUCAGUAUAUAUUCAAACGAUAACGUAAUACCUAAAAGCAGCGGUCAGGAACAUGGAUUACUUCCUAUUCUAAUACGGGUCUUGUCAAUAUCAAAAAUCGUUUUCCGAUUGAAACUAUUGAUUUAUUCUUUGGUAAUCGUUCUAUUUUUCAUUCUAAAAAUAUAAAAGUAUUCUUUCAACUGCGAUAUCGAUAUCACAGAAACAUACGGAGAUCUAUAAAACGAUAGCAACCUUGUGGGAAAAGAAAAUGUAUCAUCGCCAGAAGAAGGAUUUUACAAAAGGAUAAGUAUUUUUUUUUAUUACUUUACUUUCGAAUAAAAUGAUAUUUAUUUAAUCAAAAUAAUAAUCGAUAUCAGAAAUAUACACAAGACGAUCGUGUACGUAAGAUCGAAGAUAAUCUAAC